Molecule: messenger RNA, 2922 nt
Organism: Athene cunicularia (burrowing owl)
Lineage: Eukaryota; Metazoa; Chordata; Aves; Strigiformes; Strigidae
Gene: NGLY1
Product: N-glycanase 1
Biological process (GO): protein quality control for misfolded or incompletely synthesized proteins; protein deglycosylation; glycoprotein catabolic process
Cellular component (GO): cytoplasm; nucleus; cytosol
Molecular function (GO): peptide-N4-(N-acetyl-beta-glucosaminyl)asparagine amidase activity
Source: RefSeq, a predicted model, not a curated record
AUGGCAGAAACUGUCAAAACUGGUGGUUGCGCAUGCGUGCUGCCGCGCCUUCCUGCUGCAGCGCCGGGCGAUGGCGGCCCUGCCCGGCUGGGGCGAGCGGCGCCAUGGCGCCUGCCCUGGGCCUCUUCCUCGCCGAGCUCUGCCCUGAGCGAGCUUCGCCAGAGCGGGCGGGAGAUCUUCCUGGAGACUUCGCGGCUGCUCCUCACCUACGCGGGCGAUGUUCUCCGGAAUCUUUAUGAAGAAAAAUAUAGGUUAAUUCAGACUGGAAAUCCAGCAUUUUCCACGAGGCUGUUGCCUGUCAGAGGAGCAGUUGAAUGUUUAUUUGAGAUGGGAUUUAAAGAGGGAGAAACUCACCUGGUUUUACCUAAGGAAGCUUUGAUUGAGCAGCUACAUAAAAUCAGAGCCUUAAUUGCUGGAGAGAGGAGUAGAAGACUGAAUAAGUCAAAUCGAAUCCAUAGACCAUCAUCCUCUGAAACUGUGACCAGCAGUCAGACAGUUGCACAGCCUUCAAGACCUGCUGAUUCUGUUCUUGCCACUGCCCAUCAGCAACCAGAAACAUCACUUGUGCAAUCUCUUGAAAUGGCUGCAAAUAUCUUGAAAACACUUCAAACAAAAUUUGAGCAUCUUGUAUUGAUGUAUGAGAAUCCAUCUAUUCAGCAGAAAGCACUAGCUUCAAUUCCUCUCCAGCAAUUGAAAGGGAAGGCUCAGAAAAAGCUAGCACAAGCUACAGGACUGGACAAAGGUGUACAUGUAAAUGAAGAGGACUUCUUAUUGUUGGAGCUCUUGGACUGGUUUAAGAAUGACUUUUUUCAUUGGGUAAAUAAUCUUCCUUGCAGCAGGUGUGGUGGGCAAACAGAGCCUAAAAGUGACUAUCUGUUGCCUACUGAUGAUGAUCUAAGGUGGAGUGUCCAUCGAGUGGAAAAUCAUUACUGCAACCGGUGUCAAUUCUGUAAUAGAUUCCCAAGGUAUAACAACCCUGAAAAACUACUGGAAACCAGAUGUGGACGCUGUGGCGAGUGGGCUAACUGUUUUACACUGUGUUGUAGAGCUGUAGGGUUUGAAGCUAGAUAUGUCUGGGACUGUACAGAUCAUGUGUGGACUGAAGUAUAUUCUUCAUCUCAGAAAAGAUGGCUUCACUGUGAUCCCUGUGAAAAUGUCUGUGAUAAACCUCUUCUCUAUGAAACUGGGUGGGGAAAGAAGCUCUCCUACAUAAUUGCAUUCUCCAAAGAUGAGGUGGUUGAUGUGACCUGGAGAUACAGCUGUAAACAUGAAGAAGUACUCUCUAGAAGGACAGCAGUCAGUGAAGCUACACUACGUGAAACAAUUAACGCACUAAAUAGAACGAGACAACAGUCUUUCUCAGAAAAUAGAAGAAGAGAACUCUUGGAAAGAACAAUUGUGGAGCUUGUUGAAUUUAUUUCUCCUAAAACACCUAAACCUGGAGAAUACAGUGGAAGGACAUCAGGUUCAGUGGCUUGGCGAGUAGCCAGAGGUGAAAUUGGUCCAGAGAAAAGAAAAGAAGUACUUUUUAUCCCCUCUGAAAAAGAGAAGACUUCUAAACUCUUCCACCUCAUCUACAAUGUAGUAGAAGAUAGUUAUACACGAAUUUCCAAUAAUAAUGAAAAAAUAAGUGGUUGGGAAACAGGUGUUUGGAAGGCAGAGUCUAUUUGGAGAAAGGUUGAAACAGAUUGGAAAAUGGUUUAUUUAGCCCGAAAAGAGGGGUCAUCCUCUGCUUCCAUCAGCUGGAAGUUUGAGUGCAAGUCAGUUGGUCUAAAAAUAGAUAACGUUUCAGUUAGAACGAGCAGUCAGACAUUUCAGAGUGGAAGAAUUAAGUGGAGACUUUGCUCUCCAACAGCAGAAAUUGCUCUGAUAGGAGAUAAAAACCUUUGCUCCUAUUCAGAUUUUUCGGGUGCAACAGAAGUUAUGUUGGAAGCAAGUCUAAAUGGAGGAGAUGGUGAAGCUGCAUGGCAACACACACAGCUGUUUAGAGAGAGCUUAACAGGAUGUGGAGGAAAUGGCUUGGAGAUAAUUAUAAAACUCAGUGACUUCUGAGAACCUGAACUGUUGUCCUUUGGAUUCCUUGAAGAUGUUUUACCAUGGAUACAACAUGAAGAUUUGGUUGGCAGUUCCUGUUCAUCCUGCUGGCAGCUUAUUUCCUGUUUCGCUGCUUCCAUUUAACCAACCUGAAACUGCACAUGUAUUGAAUAGGUAAACAUCACAAUGAAAACCUCUUCUCUUUAAAAGCAAACACCAAAAUUAAGGGACUGAACCAUUAAAUACCCUUUUCUUAAACUUUAUAAUGAAAAGGAAACAGUUUUUAGGAAGCAAAACAUGAUCAUAAGAGCACAGAGCAACUGUACUUGAUAUUAAUUUGGAGUUUUGGUGUUGAUUUGGUGGGUUUUUUUUAUAAUUGCUUGGAAAACCAGUUUGAAUUCCAUUUUCCAAUUACAACAGAUGCUUGUGAUGAUCUUAAAAUAUUUUAAAGAAUAACAGAAGACUUAGACGUUUUAAAAGAAAAAUAUGAUUUUGUGUAAUAAUCAGACAAACUGAAAUUAAGAUAAACUUUGAAGCAAUCUUGAAAUGAUCUUGUACAUCUGAGUAUUAAACUUGUGUUUAAUACAUAGAAACGUUUGGAAAUAUGAUUCUGUACUAGGAAAAUAAAUUAAUUUUGAAGGAAGUAUUCAUUAUGUACCUAAGAUUGUCAUGACUGAUAUGAAAUUGAGACUUAAAACAUCAGAAUUUUUUUCUAUGAAAAAAUAGAUUAUUCACUAUAAAUACUUUUUAAUGAUAUGAAUUCAGAUUUGCCCACUUUUUAAGAGUUAAGUGUGUAGGUUGAAGUAACUUUAAGCUAUUGUCUUGAGUUGCUUUGAAUACAAUUCCCAAAUUUGAUGUAAAAAUAUAUACGAUUUUUCUGGUCAUUAA